This is a messenger RNA of Osmerus eperlanus (European smelt), 1267 nucleotides long. It is a transcript of the gene mad2l2, whose product is annotated as mitotic arrest deficient 2 like 2. Lineage: Eukaryota; Metazoa; Chordata; Actinopteri; Osmeriformes; Osmeridae. The record is from RefSeq and is a predicted model, not a curated record. The coding region runs from base 264 to 899 and encodes 211 amino acids. Gene Ontology annotation, cellular component: zeta DNA polymerase complex. The transcript has 9 exons.
UUUAACGUCAUCUCAAAGCGACAACCACAAGAAGGGAGGAUGAACAAACAAACUGAUUGCAAAUUAUGUGAAGAAUGUCUAUCGCUGUAGUUUUUCAGUUGAAAUAUUAGCUGGUUUAUGGUCUACUAGCUAAAAGGACUAACUAACUGUCUGCUUGUAAUGCGCUGUCAGUUUUAGCCAGCUAAACACGACUGUUGAUUUGUAGUAGUUAGCCUAGCUAGUAGCUAGUAGGUAGAGCUAGCUGACCAUUCUUUUAAUAGGAAAUGACAACACUCACUAGGCAAGACCUGAACUUUGGCCAAGUGGUCGCAGACAUUUUGUGUGAAUUUUUGGAAGUGGCUAUUCACCUCAUCCUCUAUGUUCGAGAGGUGUACCCCUCUGGAAUAUUCCAGAAGAGGAAAAAAUACAAUGUGCCAGUACAGAUGUCAUGCCACCCAGAGCUCAACCGAUACAUCCAGGAUACCCUCCACUGUGUUAAGCCUCUAAUUGAGAAGAAUGAUGCUGAGAAGGUGGUGGUAGUUAUCAUGGACAAAGAGCAUCACCCAGUAGAAAGAUUUGUCUUUGAGAUUUCGCAGCCUCCUCUGCUGUCAAUAAGCUCUGAAACAUUGUUGUCACAUGUGGAACAGCUACUGAGAGCAGUUAUCCUGAAGAUUAGCGUUUGUGAUGCCGUUUUGGAUAACAACCCACCAGGUUGUACGUUUACAGUAUUAGUUCAUACAAGAGAGGCUGCCACACGCAACAUGGAGAAGGUACAGGUCAUCAAGGAUUUCCCAUGGAUAGUUGCUGAUGAACAGGAGGUCCACAUGCAGGAGCCCAGACUCAUACCCCUGAAGACCAUGACCUCUGACAUCGUAAAGAUGCAGCUGUAUGUGGAAGAGAGAGCCCAGAAGGCAUCAUAACCUGAUAGACCACAGAGAAAGAAUCAAACAAGUCAUGUAUUACAGUAUGUAUAAUGCUAAUAAAAUGCUGAAGAGGAAGCAUGACUAUCUCCAAGGGAAAAUUCAGAUGCAAAAUUUAGAAUUCAGUAUGGGUUGACAAAAAGUUCAAGGUCUCAAAGACAUAGAAGACCAGAUCGUGAACAUGAUGAAAUUGUUUGGUUGAGCAUUUUUAUACACUUUUGGGAACCGUCAAUCACAUGUCGGUGUUACAACAAAGUAACUGGGUAGAAUAAACAUUUAUGGGUUUACCUCAUGUAUUUUAUUUGUGCAAUGUCUCAAUGUUUGGUCAAUUGCAUUUUAGUUUGAGUAAUAAAGUGAUUUACCAUAAA